Messenger RNA from Glossina fuscipes, 897 nucleotides. RefSeq lists its product as uncharacterized. Bases 1 to 897 code for a protein of 298 amino acids. The record is from RefSeq and is a predicted model, not a curated record. NCBI's taxonomy places the organism in Eukaryota, Metazoa, Arthropoda, Insecta, Diptera, Glossinidae. The transcript has a single exon.
AUGCACGGCAAGGCAUUGGUUCAGGACACUUCACAAGGUGAUAAGCUUGUUCGUUUAACUAGCCAAAGCAAAUCUGAAGAAAUUGUUGAAGCUAUGAAAAAGUUUGGUGCUAAACUGGUUGCCUAUUUGGCAGGUCAAAAUGACAUUACCACUAAAAUCAAUAGUUCUACGGUCGAGGACGAUAAGCACACUGCGAAUUUACAAUUAAUGCGGCAGCCAACUAAUGAACCAUUAAGAAGCGUUUUAUUGGAAUAUGAAUGUCGUGAAAAGAAACUGGAAAUUUUCAAGUCAAUUACAGGCGUUAAAUUGGAAAUGGACGCUUUAACUUUGCAACCAGAAGGAACUAGACGUAUGGAAUUGUUGCAGACCGAAAUACGGCCUAUAUUCACGGUUGAGUGCCAACUUUCCAACGAACUAAUCGACAACGUGCCGCGUUAUGAAAUGUUUCAUAUAAUGCAAUUUGAAUCAGAAAAAUUCCAGAGCUUGACACAGUGCACUCGCUUCGGUCAAGAAGCCCAACGUAACGUUCGGUUGCAAUUUAAUGAUAAUAUCAAUGCCAAUCUUAACAGUAAUGAUGACGAUGGUAGUCAAUUAAAUAUUGGUAGCAUACAUUUUACUGUGUGGUGGCGCGAGCCCGGUACCUGUCGUAAUGAAAUGUUGGGUAUGGGUAAUUUAAAACUAGUUGAUUUGUAUAAUGCUUCACUGCUGGAACAGUGCAAACGCAUCAGUGUACAGCGCCGUGGCAUACAUUUGGCCAGUCUCUACUUUAAAAUCAUUUUACAACGUGACUUGAAUGCCCAACACAAAUUUCAAAUUAUAGACCGUGGGAUUGCUCUACAUAAGCAAAAAAUCGUCGACAGCGAUGAAUCGCCUACUGCUGGUGACAAAGCGGCGUAG